CACAAGUCUUGGGGGAAGGGUGGGCGUCCGAACGACGCCAAAACCCCGCCGCGUCAGCUAGUCGGUGCUGCUCAUUUUCACAUUCGCCGGAUACCCGCUGCCAGUGGUCCUUCGCACUUGGACGCAGUAACAUGAACGCCUGGGCAAUGGAAACCGGCUCCAAGCUUCCACCGCUUGUUCCGGGCAAACUGCGCCUGUACAGCAUGAGGUUCUGCCCGUACGCGCAGCGGGCACUCCUAAUGCUCAACGCCAAAGGCCUGGACCACGAAGUGGUCAACGUGAACUUGGCAAGAAGGCCCGAGUGGUACAACGACGUGCUACCCGCGGGUACCGUACCGGUACUGUACCAGGACGAAAAGGUCAUCAGCGGCUCCAUGCCCAUUGCCGAGUACCUGGAAGAAGUCUACCCACAGCCACGUCUCUUGCCCAGCGAUCCGUACCUGAAGGCCUUGGACAGGAGCUUUCUGGACUCGGCAUUAGCAUGUGCGUCGCUGAUUGGCAGUAUCUCGAUGAAGAGAGGAUCGAAGGAAGAGCACUGGGCCAACUUCGUCAAGAAAAUUGGGCUGUUUGAAAAAGAGCUUGGCAAGAGGAAGACAACGUACUUUGGAGGUGAACAGCCCGGCUUGGUGGACUACGUGAUCUGGCCAGCAUUCCCAGCUGCUCUCGCCUUCAGCAGGUUGUACCCCGACCUCAAGAUGCCGGCGGCCGAGGAGUUCCCGCUUUUCUCGCGCUGGCUGCAGGCCAUGCGCGAGUACCCGGUGGUCAAGGCCACCGUGAACGAGGACCACGUCUUCCUCUACGCCAAGAGUGGACAGGAGGGAGAGCGAGACUACAACGCGGGACUCCAGAAGUAGAACCGUAGCGCGUGUCUGUCUCGCUGAUGUGUCGUGCGCGAG
This is a messenger RNA of Rhipicephalus sanguineus (brown dog tick), 896 nucleotides long. Its product is annotated as glutathione S-transferase omega-1. Bases 132 to 854 code for a protein of 240 amino acids. Gene Ontology annotation, cellular component: cytoplasm. Gene Ontology annotation, molecular function: glutathione transferase activity; glutathione dehydrogenase (ascorbate) activity. Lineage: Eukaryota; Metazoa; Arthropoda; Arachnida; Ixodida; Ixodidae. The transcript has 5 exons. The record is from RefSeq and is a predicted model, not a curated record. Gene Ontology annotation, biological process: glutathione metabolic process.